AUGGAGCAGUCACAGUGUGGCAGUAGAGACCGCAGCCGCAGCGGCCCACCCCACCUAGCCCCGGGACUGGUGGUAGCGGCCCCUCCGCCCCCGUCUCCAGCGUUACCGGUACCCCCGGGGAUACCCGUUCCUCCAACUUUCCUGCGCCCGUCCAGCCUCUUUCUGAGGGCAGCCUCCACCGCCGGAAGCGGAGGUUGCCCGCCGCCUGCCGAACUGGAAAGGGGGGUGGGCGCUGUGGCCGGUGGCUACCCACGGACACCCAAGUGCGCCCGUUGUCGCAACCACGGAGUGGUGUCAGCCCUCAAGGGCCACAAGCGCUUCUGCCGCUGGCGGGACUGCGCGUGUGCCAAGUGCACCCUGAUCGCAGAGCGCCAGCGUGUCAUGGCCGCACAGGUGGCGCUGCGCAGACAGCAGGCCCAAGAGGAGAGCGAGGCUCGGGGGCUGCAACGGCUUCUGUACCCUGGACCCUUAGGACCAGGGGCUCGGUCAUCCGGAGGCAGCAGCAGAACGGAGACUUCCCAGACGGCCUCGAGCGGCCCUGCGACGGUGACUGCCCUGGGACUGAGUGCCUCGAGAAAGGCUAGUGGUCUGGCGACCCCUGUUUUCGAAAUUUUCCAGCCAGAUGAUAUAGAGGAAAAACACGGACAAAAGGAGAGUAAAUGUGACUCAUGCCAGAGUGGACAAGAAGAACUGGGGUCUAAAUCCCAUCAGUUUACCCUGAGAUCAUCUCCUAAGUCUAAUGAUGUCGCUGGAAAACAAAACAUCAGGUCAUCUAUUUCAGAAAACCCAAACAAGGAUGAUAGCAUUCAGUCUCUUCAUCCUGGGGAGCAGUCAGGAGGGGAAGAGAGUCCCAGGUCCCUGUCAUCCUCUGAUUUGGAAUCAGGAAAUGAAAGAUUGUUCUCUUUUCACUUGGCGUCAAGGGAUUGACUCAAAAU
Messenger RNA from Dama dama (fallow deer), 935 nucleotides. It is a transcript of the gene DMRTA1, whose product is annotated as DMRT like family A1. Lineage: Eukaryota; Metazoa; Chordata; Mammalia; Artiodactyla; Cervidae. Gene Ontology annotation, biological process: regulation of transcription by RNA polymerase II; sex differentiation. Gene Ontology annotation, molecular function: DNA-binding transcription factor activity, RNA polymerase II-specific; RNA polymerase II cis-regulatory region sequence-specific DNA binding. The transcript has 3 exons. Bases 1 to 927 code for a protein of 308 amino acids. Gene Ontology annotation, cellular component: nucleus. The record is from RefSeq and is a predicted model, not a curated record.